AUGUCUGCUCCUUUGCAGUGCCUCGAUAGAGAGCAAGGCAUUCAGUGGAUUAAAGAGAAAAGAUUUCCCUUUUUCCUUCGGAGUGAUUUCUACCAUGAAUACAGACUUUCUAAGCUCUUGUUACAGUGGAAUCAAAACUUCUGCAGUAACUGGUUCAAUAGAAAUGUUCUUGAGGGUCUUAGAUGCCCAUAUUAUCUGGAGGACAAAUCAGCUAAACCAGGUCCAUUAGAAAAGCACAGAGCAGAUGAGAAACUGCUGAAGAACCAGGCUGACAGUCAAACGUCAAACGUCUUCAGGAGAGAUGAAGAAGAAAACCAACAAACAGCAAAUAUAGAUGGAGCAGGAGUUGACAGGGGGAGGAGAGACACGACCCAAACAGGUGCUCGGGUUUGGUGCUGUAACUGUGGAAAUAGAGCAGGCUUAGAUGACUUCAAGGUGUUUCUGCAAGGAAGACCAGCAGAGAAGCUCCUAAAUUUGUGGAUGGAUGUAGAGAGACUGAGAGCGAUUCAGCAGACAGAGCGAAAAGACAGGUAUUUGGCUGUAAUGAGGAGUUGGUAUCUGCACAGCAGCAGACGCCUGAAUGUGGUGCAGCUCUCCACAUUGGGACUGACUACCUCCCCCUGCUGGACAGAGGAGAAGCUGCGCUCAGUUCAGCCCCUUCUUAUGGAGCCCCUCCUCAACUACUGGCUUCCUCUGUUCUGGACAUCAAUGUCUGUUCAUGGGGGACGUGGGACAGAGACAUGUUGCUUCCCUCUCUCGGGCAUGAAGCCCUGCUGGGGCUCUACAGCUGCAGACAGUCUCAACCCUGAUCUGUGUUUGUCUGCUUUCUCUCCUUCUGUUUUUACUCAGAUGUCGACCACACGUCGUUCGUCAUUCGGUGGAGAAAUUAAACGGAUGCUGCUGUGUCUCCUUGUUGAGUCGCUGUCAGGCCUUUAUUUCACACUCUUCUGUGAACAAGCUGGAAACCAGCUCUGGCUAAAUGCAGUUUACUUCUGCAUAGACCUACAGCAGUACCAUGAACUCUUCCACCAGGAUGAACGGGACCCCUACAGAGAGCAGAGAGAGGCACAGCUCCUUUACUCCACGUACAUUAUUAGCUAUGCCAGGAGGAGCAUUAAUGUUCCCCCAGAAAUCGGGAGGGCGGUGUACAACAGACUGCAGCCUGCUUUUGAGGAGCUGUUUGAUGAGGUGGAGGAACACGCACUGGACAUCCUUCUGGAGCCGUGGACGCUGCUGAUGGAGGGGGACAAAAAGACGCUCCAGCAGGUGUGUGUGCAGGAAGAGGUGCGCUGCGUCGACAGCCCCGCUUACAGAGAACUCCAGAAGCUUUACGAGGCGUCGGUGCAGCAGCUCAAACAGUCUCUUCCUCAUGUGCAGCAGUGGGAGUCCAUGUUUGCUCCUCCAUCUGUUCCUCCUUCCGCUCCCCGCCGUUAUCGUUUAACCUCUGUACUCGGCCUGCGUGAUGAGGUCGGACACUUCAUGGCUUUCUUACAGAAACAUGAUGCAAGCAUCCAUUUGAUGUGUUGGUUGGACCUGGAACGCUUCAGGAAGACUUCCAAAAAGGACAAGGCCUUCAGAAAGGAGAGGUUAUCUCAGAUUGCCUUCAAGUACCUCAACAAAAACUACUUCUUUGGCCCAGAUAGCCCUGCUACAGCAGAGCAACAGGAAUAUAUACUGCACUGGGUGGGUGGACUGGAGCGCAUGAAGGAAGGACGCUUCUCUGACCCAGUGGUGGUGGGGAUCCAGGAAAUAAUCAGGAAUUACAUGGAGGAGCGAUGGAUGCCUCUGUUCUUGUCUACUGAAGAGUUCAGAGAGCGCCAGAAACAGAAGGAAAAGCUGCAAACGGCCGAAAGGUUUUCAGUCCACCGAAGGAAAGCAAGUAAAGCAGUUUUGAAGCAGAAAACAUCUUCAUGGUCUCUACCUGCUGCCUGUCUGCAGCCUGGGCUCUGGUGGACCUCCACCAUAAAGAUCAUGCUGUUUCGGAGAGCUCUUCUGCAACCAUCCACCUGCAGCCAGUUCCAGCACUUUGUCUCCCUGAAAGGAAACUUCCUGGAAAAUGAUGUACGUUUCUGGGUGGAGGCACAGAGAUACAAGGACCUCUAUCAUUCGCACAGCGAUCUGGGCAUCAUCCAGCAGAAGAUUUCCACAAUAAUCAGCUGCUUCAUCAACUCCUCCGUGCCCCCCAGUCUCCAGAUAGACAUCCUUCCUGAUCAGGCACAGCGCAUCCUGGAGCAGCGGCAGCAGCCCGGCCCUUACAUCUUCAGAGAGGCACAGAUUUCAGUUUUUAGGGGACUGCUGAAGUUUUGGGAUAAAUUUCAACAGCUGAGGCGACAGGAACUGGAGAGACAUGAGGAGGUUAAGAUGGACGAUGAUGAGCUGGAGGACAUGGAUGGAAAGAGUUUGCUGAGGCAACAAAGCCAGAACCUGAUGACGCGCUCACAGCCGCCGCUGUGGUGCAUGGCAGGUCUGAGCAGGAAGGAGGCGCUACUGAAGAAACCAAUUCAGAGUGAGAGUUCCUCCCCCAGAAACUCUGACUCCUUUGCUGACUGCAGCAUCAAGUCGGCGAGCAAAAAGCAAAACGAUCGACUGCCAUCAAAAAUGUCCUCUAAGCAGUCCGGCAGAGAAAAGCAUCAGAUUUAGGUGAGACGAACGUUGGCAUUAGGAUGGAGGAAGAGCCUCACCGCCAUCUGAGCUGGAGUGUAAACUGAGAGCAAAGCUGCAGCUGACGGCGUGAUAAACAGUUUCCAGUCUGUAACCUCU
Molecule: messenger RNA, 2760 nt
Organism: Cyprinodon variegatus (sheepshead minnow)
Lineage: Eukaryota; Metazoa; Chordata; Actinopteri; Cyprinodontiformes; Cyprinodontidae
Gene: rgs22
Product: regulator of G-protein signaling 22
Exons: 20
Coding region: 1-2640 (879 amino acids)
Biological process (GO): regulation of signal transduction
Molecular function (GO): G-protein alpha-subunit binding
Source: RefSeq, a predicted model, not a curated record